AAACGUCCCACGGUACGACAUCAAUUGCACCCUCAAAGUUUGUUCCUUACUUCGAUGCUCUUCUGCCUGAGGUGAUUGUCAUUUCAUACUCUGAAAAUGGCUGCGGAUGGCUUCCAGUACAGAUCCAUCUACUCCUACCGUAAGGACUGGGAGCAUGACAUUGACCUUGAGCCUGGUGAUAUCCUGACAGUGGACAAAGGGUCUCUACUGUCAUUGGGCAUCAAAGAGGGCGACGAGCAGCACCCCGAAUGCAUCGGCUGGAUCUUGGGCUUUAAUGAGCGAACCAAACAGAGGGGAGACUUUCCAGGGACAUAUGUGCAGUAUGUGGGACCUGUGAAAAUGUCAGCGCCGUACUGCCAGCCUCGUUCUCAGAGACCACUUCCUGCUGUUCCCAGACCUGAGCCAACAGCCUCCUUGCAGGUUGUUCCAGACCUAGACUUGACCAAACAGUUCAUGCACCCGGAAACUGCUCCCCCUAAUCUGAUUAAGCUGAUCGAAGCAGUUGAGCGGUCAGGUCUGGACUGCAGGACACUGUACAGGACUUCAGCCUCUGACAAUCAGCGACCGAGCCUCAGCGAGCUGCAGGAUCUGGACGUGGGACAGUGGGACAUUCAUGCGCUUUCUGAGGCUGUGAUUCGGUACCUCCAGGACCUUCCUGCCCCCAUCAUCCCUCCCUGUGUUUAUACAGACCUUCAGGCAGCAGUGCAGCUCGAAUCGGACGUCCCCUCCGUGAGGAGACGUGAGCUGCUUCAGCAGGUCCUGGACAAGCCUGAGGUUCCUCUGCAGAACCUGCUGACACUGCAUUAUUUGCUUCAACACCUGGACAAGGUCUGUCAGUCCGCUGAGCAGAACGGCCUCGACAUUUACACCCUGGGCCAGAUCUUCGGCCCUCUCCUGUUCAGGGGCCCUGUGAGCGGGUCAGAGGAAGAUGAGGCGUUUCCUGCAGCUGCAGUUGAGAGACUUCUUUUGGAGAGAAUUUGGGAACAAGAGCCGACUCCUCCCGCUCUUCCUCCAAAACCGCCCAAAGCCAAAGCCAUGGCCUCAUCUGUGACUAAUGGAAGCGACAGCUUACUGAGUGAAGCUGAAUGGUACUGGGGAGAUAUUUCAAGAGAGGAAGUGAAUGAAAAAAUGAGAGACACUCCUGAUGGUACGUUCUUGGUGCGGGACGCUUCAAGCAAAGUGCACGGAGAGUACACUUUGACCCUCAGGAAAGGAGGCAAUAACAAACUGAUCAAGAUUUUUCAUCGCGGGGGCAAGUACGGCUUCUCUGAGCCUCUUACUUUUCUCUCUGUGGUGGAGCUCAUCAACCACUACCGCCAUGAGUCACUGGCGCAGUAUAACGCCAAGCUGGACUCUCACCUGCUCUUCCCCGUCUCCAAAUAUCAGCAGGAUCAGGUGGUGAAAGAGGACAGUAUAGAGGCAGUGGGAGAGCAGCUGAAGGUUUAUCACGAGCAGUAUCAGGAGAAGAGUCGUGAAUAUGACGUACUGUACGAGGAAUACACACGCUCAUCACAAGAGUUGCAGAUGAAGCGGACUGCCAUUGAGGCCUUCAACGAGACCAUCAAGAUCUUUGAGGAGCAGUGCGAGACCCAGGAGCGCCUCAGUAGAGACAGCAUUGAGAAGUUUCGCAGGGAAGGAAACGACAAGGAGAUUGAGAGAAUUCAGAGUAACUCGGAGAAGCUGAAGUCUAGAGUGACAGAGAUUCAUGACAGCAAGAGGAAGUUGGAACUGGAUUUGAAGCGGCAAGCUACAGACAAUCGAGAGAUAGACAAGCUAAUGAACAGCUUGAAACCAGACCUCAUACAGCUGAGGAAGCUAAGGGACCAAUAUCUUGUAUGGCUGACUCAGAAAGGCACCAGGCAAAGGAAGAUCAAUGAAUGGCUGGGAAUAAAGAAUGAAUCAGAGGACUUCUAUUCUCUGCUGGACGACGAUGACGAUCAAGCGCAUCAUGACGAGUGCUCCUGGUACGUUGGAGACAUCAAGCGCUCGUAUGCAGAGGAUCUCCUGAGAGGCAAACGCGAUGGCACCUUCCUCAUCAGAGAGAGCCAGACCCAGAAGGGCUCCUUCGCCUGCUCUGUAGUUGUGGAAGGAGAAAUCAAACAUUGUGUGGUUUACAAGACGGCCACAGGUUUCGGAUUUGCUGAACCCUACAACCUUUACGGCUCCUUGAAAGACUUGGUCCUGCACUACAAACACACGUCUCUGGUCCAGCACAACGACUCGCUGAAUGUAACCCUGGCCUACCCGGUGCUCGCACAGCAGCCUAGAUGAGCACCGCUUCACCACAUGGCCCGGGACACGCAUAUAAAGCAUGAUUAAGCACAUUAUUCAGAGCAAAAUAUACUAACACCCAACGUUUAUGUUUAUCGUAGAGAACAGAUAAGCACAGCAUAUUAUCGUUAAGUAAACGUACGGCUUUUUUGUAAGCCCAUAGUUUUUCCAUAUCGAUCAAAGUCAGCUGCAGUAGUUACGGUAAGAUCACAGCUUUUCUGUAUUUGUCGUCUCAACAUGAGAUGGAUAGCGUCACACGAUUCCACAAACGCUCAAACUAGUGUGGCAGUCCUAGAU
This is a messenger RNA of Danio rerio (zebrafish), 2568 nucleotides long. It is a transcript of the gene pik3r2, whose product is annotated as phosphoinositide-3-kinase, regulatory subunit 2 (beta). Gene Ontology annotation, molecular function: GTPase activator activity. Gene Ontology annotation, biological process: signal transduction. NCBI's taxonomy places the organism in Eukaryota, Metazoa, Chordata, Actinopteri, Cypriniformes, Danionidae. The record is from RefSeq and is marked validated.